Molecule: messenger RNA, 688 nt
Organism: Camponotus floridanus (Florida carpenter ant)
Lineage: Eukaryota; Metazoa; Arthropoda; Insecta; Hymenoptera; Formicidae
Product: putative ATP-dependent RNA helicase TDRD12
Exons: 4
Coding region: 62-559 (165 amino acids)
Biological process (GO): germ-line stem cell division; transposable element silencing
Source: RefSeq, a predicted model, not a curated record
AAAAUAAAAAUAUAUAUAUUCUUCCGCUUGAAUGAGCUUUUUUUAACGGAAAAAUAUAACCAUGAUUUGCCCACAGCUUGUUUCUAAUCACAGAACUCCAAAAAUUAUUUGGUAUCAAACAGAUCUUACAGUCGUCAUUCGUAUUCCAUUAAUUGAUGUAUCUGAUUAUUACCUUCGAGUUGAGGAUACUUACUUGCUCUUUAGUACAAAAACAAAUGAUAAAAAAUACUAUCUCAUCCUGUAUUUAUUUGGACCAGUAAUAUCAGAACAGACAAUACACAAAAAUGUUGGAAGGGAAAUUAAAAUUUAUCUUACGAAAACACUCAAAUGGUUUCCAUGGUUAAGAUUGAUUAUUUCUAGAGAAAAGAAUUUAUUUAUAUCAUAUGAUGCAGAUCAUAUACAUGAUGUAGAGAAUGUUAGCAAGAAAAACGAUUUUAAAGUUGGAGGAAAAAUCGAAGAGUAUAAACGCCAAAAUCACAUAAAACAUAUAUGGCCUGUCGUGCCGUCUAGCGAUGAAGAAGAGUCUGAUAAUGAGGUUGAUAUCUUUCAAUUUGGUUAAUAAGCAUUUUCGAUUUUUUUGGCAUUUACACCAAAAAGGAAAAAAAGAUUAUUUUGUCCAAGAGUUGCUCUCUUUCUUUCAUCAGUUGCUCUCUUUCUUUUCACUCUUUCUUUUCACUCUCUCCUUCUC